AUGGGUGUUGGAGAUGAAAAAUUGUCAGAGCAGCUGGUGAUAAGUGUAGCCAAGAUUCAGACUGUGUUUGCGACGAUGGUUUCACUGCAAAAUGUCACGACAAUAGCUGCCGAUGUCGCCAUCACGGACAUCANCCCAANAAACACGCUGGCGCUGUUUAUUGUACCGAACUAUCAGUAUUCAUGUUGUUCUUUUUCAGUUCGAGCCGCGGGUGAUGCCUGUGACGCCAACAACCCAUGUACAUGUGCCGAUGGAUUUACUGCUAAAUGUCAUGAAAAUAUUUGCCGAUGUCACCAUCACGGACACGUUACCCAUCAUCCACACCAUACCAAACACCCACACACAACUAAAGCUCCAGCCGUAAGAGCCGCAGGUGAUAAUUGUGCUGUUGUAUCGGACUGCAAAUGUCCAGACGGAUUCAAUGCUAAAUGUCAUGAAAAUAUUUGCCGAUGUCACCAUCACGGACACGUUACCCAUCAUCCACACCAUACCAAACACCCCCACACAACUAAAGCUCCAGCUGUCAGAGCCGCUGGUGAUGCCUGUGCUGUUGUAGCAGACUGCAAAUGUCCAGACGGAUUCAAUGCUAAAUGCCAUGAAAAGAUAUGCCGAUGUCACCAUCACGGACACGUUACCCAUCAUCCACACCAUACCAAACACCCACACACAACUAAAGCUCCAGCUGUCAGAGCCGCUGGUGAUGCCUGUGCUGUUGUAGCAGACUGCAAAUGUCCAGACGGAUUCAAUGCUAAAUGCCAUGAAAAGAUCUGCCGAUGUCACCAUCACGGACACGUUACCCAUCAUCCACACCAUACCAAACACCCCCACACAACUAAAGCUCCAGCCGUAAGAGCCGCUGGUGAUGCCUGUGCUGUUGUAGCAGACUGCAAAUGUCCAGACGGAUUCAAUGCUAAAUGCCAUGAAAAGAUAUGCCGAUGUCACCAUCACGGACACGUUACCCACCAUCCACAUCAUACCCAACACCCACACACAACUAAAGCUCCAGCUGUCAGAGCCGCUGGGGAUGCCUGUGCUGUUGUAGCGGACUGCAAAUGUCCAGACGGAUUCAAUGCUAAAUGCCAUGAAAAGAUCUGCCGAUGUCACCAUCACGGACACGUUACCCAUCAUCCACACCAUACCAAACACCCCCACACAACCAUAGCUCCAUAA
This is a messenger RNA of Lottia gigantea (owl limpet), 1170 nucleotides long. RefSeq lists its product as hypothetical. Lineage: Eukaryota; Metazoa; Mollusca; Gastropoda; Lottiidae. The coding region runs from base 1 to 1170 and encodes 389 amino acids. The record is from RefSeq and is a predicted model, not a curated record. The transcript is spliced from 4 exons.